AUGGCCACCAGCGACUCUCACCCAGAGUGUCACCCAGCCUCAACUCUCCAUGGCCAACCCCUCUCCAAGAGCUCCUCCAACCUCCUGGGUGAAAGACCAGGCAAUGGGCAGGAGCUCCGGAAGAGUGUCAGUAGCACCGUCUGCCAGAGUCCCACUGAGGAGGGUGACCCCAUCCAGCUGGCUGGCGCAAGUGGAAGAGACGUAGAAAGCACCCUGGGAGCAGCAGGCCAUGGCUCGUGCCCAGAGCCGGCGCCCUCCCCCUGGCAGGAGAAGAGCUCGGUGUUCCGCUCUAAGAGCAGCACUGUUGGAAACGUGUACUUCAUGGGGGAGAGUGAGCCGUCCCCCUCGAGCUUGGCAGUGCCGGGGGUUGUGGUACAGCGAAGUCAUUCUGAUUUAGCGUCGGGCUGUAGGCAUCUCAGCCUCAAUGUGCCCAUGGAAGCUAGCGUCAGCUGUUCUGCUCUGGGCUCCUCACCAAGGGGAAGAAGCAGCCUCGUGCCAAGGAAUGUGUUGAUCCAGAGGCCUGGCAUGGGACACCAUGACAGUGUGGACCCAGAUAGAGAGCCUCCUCAUCCUGACCCUCAGGGUUCGGCUGGCAAUAUAGAAGGUGAUCCAGUGUCACAGGGCGCUGAGGCUGGGAGAGAUGCUGUCGUUACUUUGCCCGGCCCGGGGGGAGAGGUCCAGAUAGCUGGUGACCAUAGUGGGGGUGACUCGAUUCCAGAUCCAGGGAGCAGGACCCAAGGUAGUAUCCUACCGUGCUCUGUGCCCACGGCUCCUGGGUACAUGCAUCCCCCAUCUUCUCCCUACUGUCCUAGACAAGCAGAAACUUCUGCAAAGACCAGUGACACCCACUCUGCCUACUGCCACCCCCUGCCCAUCCCAGCCCUCCAGGUUGGCCCUGGGAUGCUGUGCCCCAUGAAUGAAAUGGGCGUCCCUGGAUGCUGCCACGUCCUAUCCACGUCAGAGAUUCUGACGUUUCCCAAGCUGGUAUCAUCCGUGAGUGAAUCUGGCCUCCAUAACCAGCACUUGGUUAGAUAUCGCAGACUGGCAGAGGAGGCCCCCGUUUGCAUUCAUUGUUAUGCCCCGACCAAGUGCCCACAGCAGGAAUCCGCAGCGGGUUCUACGCUCCUGGCAAGCCAGCCGGCGUCAGACCCGAUCACCAAGACCAAAGAUGUGUCGACCAUGACCUCCACUGGCGACUUGGCUCUGGGACCAUCAGCCUCUUUGCAUUGCAGGGACGCUGAGGUCCAGACGGCUCCCUCCACGGCCUGCAAGGCUGUGGCCACCAGCCCACCCCCUCUCACCGAUCAGGUGCCCCCCCACGUGUUCCCAGAGGUGAACCUAGAGGUCAGCAGGGAGGAGCCCAAAUCCCCCGUACGAGAGGUCAGAUGGGACGAAGAGGGGAUGACGUGGGAGGUGUACGGAGCUUCCGUGGAUCCUGAGGUCCUGGGCUUGGCCAUCCAGAAACAUCUGGAGAUUCAGAUCGAACAGUUCCAGACGGUUCCCUCAAAAGAGGGCACCCAACCAGGUGGUGAGGAGGCCCUGAUCAAGGAGGGAAAGAGAAGGCCAUUUCGAACCAUGAUCCAGUCCCUGAGACGUCCUAGCUGCUGUGUCCACUCGAGCACAGCUGUAGAAUAA
Messenger RNA from Gracilinanus agilis (Agile Gracile Mouse Opossum), 1635 nucleotides. It is a transcript of the gene GPRIN2, whose product is annotated as G protein regulated inducer of neurite outgrowth 2. NCBI's taxonomy places the organism in Eukaryota, Metazoa, Chordata, Mammalia, Didelphimorphia, Didelphidae. Gene Ontology annotation, cellular component: plasma membrane. Gene Ontology annotation, biological process: neuron projection development. The transcript has a single exon. The record is from RefSeq and is a predicted model, not a curated record. Bases 1 to 1635 code for a protein of 544 amino acids.